Penicillium macrosclerotiorum is the source of this 2226-nucleotide messenger RNA. Its product is annotated as aromatic amino acid ammonia-lyase. The transcript has a single exon. The record is from RefSeq and is a predicted model, not a curated record. Gene Ontology annotation, molecular function: ammonia-lyase activity. NCBI's taxonomy places the organism in Eukaryota, Fungi, Ascomycota, Eurotiomycetes, Eurotiales, Aspergillaceae. Gene Ontology annotation, cellular component: cytoplasm. The coding region runs from base 1 to 2226 and encodes 741 amino acids. Gene Ontology annotation, biological process: L-phenylalanine catabolic process.
AUGGGGACUGCCAAACACUCGCCUCAUACGAGUGCAACAUUGCAGCUCUGGAGACGCCUGCGUGACCUGAGGGACAAGAAACAAUCAAUCGUCCUCGAUGGCAACAAUCUAGACAUUGCUUCCAUUGUCGCCGUGGCCCGACAUGAGGUCACCCCGACCAUCAGUAUGGAUGAACAGCUCUCGAAGCAGCUGGAUCUCAGCGUCCAGACGCUGAUUGAUCAUCUCUCACGGGGACAUGUCAUCUACGGUGUCAAUACGGGGUUUGGCGGUAGUGCCGAUACCAGAACCAAUGAUCACAUUGAUCUACAGACCCAUCUCCUGCAAUUUAUCCAGAGCGGCAUCAUCACCGCCGCCGAUAAGGAUCCGGCGGCGAAUUGGGAGAGAAAGCCGAGCCAUGUCAUGCCGCCAGCCUGGGUCCGAGGGACCAUCGUUGCCCGAGCCAACCAGAAUCUCAGAGGCCACAGUGCCAUUCGCAAAUCCGUGCUCAAGAGUUUGGUUGACCUACUGAACCACGACCUAGUUCCCCUGAUCCCUCUGCGGGGAACGAUAUCUGCGUCAGGAGACCUGAUGCCGAUGUCUUAUAUUGCGGGUGCAAUUACCGGCAAUCCAGAUGUCUUUGUACAGGUUGGCAAGGGCCCAAAAACCAGGGUCAUGCCGUCUUCGGAGGCGCUGAAGAUCAGCGGACUUUCGCCAUCGGGUCUUGGCCCCAAAGAGGCACUUGGUCUCAUCAAUGGCACUGCUCCGUCUGUCGCGGUGGCUAGUCUGGUCCUCUACGAUACACAGCAGCUAGCGCUGUUGUCCCAAAUGUUGACGGCUUUUGCUGCUGAAGCCCUGGGCGGCAAUGUGGAAUGGGCUCUUCCAUUUAUUCACGCCACCCGACCGCACCCUGGGCAAAUAGAAGUUGCAAGCAACAUCAGAGGCUUCCUGAAAGGCUCCAAGUUGGUUGUUGGGUUGGACUCGAGGAAGAAAAAUGGCGACGGCCUCUGGCAGGAUCGAUACUCGACCAGAACAGCCCCUCAAUGGGUUGGACCAUAUCUAGAGGACCUUCUACUCGCCCAACGGCAGCUGGAAGUGGAGCUGAAUUCUACAUCAGAUAACCCGCUCGUGGACACGGGUGAUGGAGAUGGUGCUUCCAGUGGAGGGGUGUACUCUGGAGGAAAUUUUCAAGCAGCAGUGGUCACGUCGGCUAUGGACAAGGCUCGUCUGGCUAUUCAGAUGAUCGGGCGAAUGCUCUGGUCCCAAGUCACUGAAAUCAUCAACCCUGCCACAAAUAAUGGCCUUGAGGCCAAUCUCAAUGCCAGUGCACAUGAGAAUUAUACCAUGAAAGGCAUAGACAUCAAUAUGUCGGCUUAUAUGUCUGAGCUGGCAGCCCUGGCACAUCCCGUCUCUGCACACGUCAUGUCAGCCGAGAUGCAUAACCAAGGGAUCAACUCGCUAGCUCUGAUCUCAGCCCGUCGAACAAUGGAGGCUGUCGACAUUCUUGCACAUAUGAGUGCCUGCCACCUUUAUGUCUCAUGCCAGGCAGUUGACUUGAGAGCGGCCCACGUCCGAUUCCUGUCAACGCUUCAUAAUAAGAUGAAGGACAACAGCCCAUCCGGAGCCUUACACGGCCUUGGAUUAACAGCUUCACAAAUCGAUAAACUAGUUUUAUCGUUGUUCCCUGUGGUCGAAGCCACAUGGUACCAAUCGAACUCAAAUACUUGGAAAGACCGCGUCUCUGCCGUGGUUGAGGCCAUCGUGUCACCGGUCACCAACUUCAUAGUCAAGAUUCAGCAUGACUGCUCGGUCGCAAAGAUAGUCGCCUUCAAAGAUAGCUUUGCAGAUAUCGUUUCAAAGACUGCAGAAUCAAUGUUCUACCCCAGUGCAACUAUCUCACCGACAGAGGUGAGUCUACAGCUAGGCGAGGGAACCGCCUUGCUGUAUACAUGGUUGCGCUCCAAGCUCAACAUACCUCUGCACUGCGGUAUCGAGGACGACCCUUUGUACAAUGCGCAGAAGGGACUGUCUACAGAAGGCAAGAAGAGCAUCGGAAGCUGGGUCAGCAUCGUGUAUGAGAGUCUAUUAGAAGGGGGCAUGAUGGAUAUGGUUCUUGACAACCUGGACGCGACACCAAACUUAGAGGCAGCGGGAUAUUUGGGACUGAAGGUCAGCAACGGACUGAAUGGAGUUAAGGCAGUUGGUAGGAACCACCAGCUGACAAGGGCAAAAAUAGGCCAGGUCUCGUGA